AUGCCAGUGAUAAAAUCGCCUAUAAGAUAUCAUCAGCCAAGAAAGCCGUCAACACUAUCAGUAAUAUGGAGAAUGCGUACUCAUUUGGCAUUUACAUUAACGCCCAUAAUUUUGUUACCAAUCCUGUUUUCUUUCCCACAAAGUCAGAACGAAGCAAGAUGUGGUUACUGUGUUGGGAUAAUGGCUGUUUACUGGGUUAUGGAGGUAAUACCGUUAGCAGUAACUGCUUUACUACCAAUGGUACUUUAUCCUUUGCUAGGCUUAAUGGCAUCGGAUGAUGUUGCUCAAAUGUAUCUACCUGAUAUAAGUUUUUUAUUUAUUGGUGGAUUAAUGGUAGCUGUAGCUGUUCAAAAAUGCAAAUUACACAAUCGUGUCGCCUUAUUCGUGUUAACUAUUGUUCCACCCCAACCAUGCUGGAUUAUGCUUGGUUUCAUGUUGGUAACUGCAUUUUUAAGUAUGUGGAUAUCAAACACAGCAACCGCUGCUCUCAUGGUACCUAUUGCCAAUUCUGUUAUUAUCGAGCUUAUCAAAAGUAAUCGUAGAAAUCAGUUUACUGAUAGUCUAUUGGGUGAAGCAGUGGUUGAAGAUAGGCAUAAUGAAAACAGCGAUGGACGAAGGAAAUCUCUCGGUACUUUUAGUACGAGAGAUCCAACAGAAAUUUUAAGUAAAGAUGAACAUCAAAUGGCCAAAGGAUUGCUGAUAUCAGUUGCUUUUGGUGCAAAUAUCGGUGGUACAGGAACGAUUACAGGAACACCGUCAAAUCUUGUUUUAUUGGGCCAAAUUAAAGAAAUUUUCCCCCUCGCAGAUACAGACAUUAAUUUCAUAUCCUGGAUGGUUUUUGCACUACCACUUGUUAUUGCAUGCUUAUUCAUGACAUGGUUAACACUAGUACUCAUUUUCUUCCGGAAAGCUUCGAAAGGUCAUCAGACGAUUAAAGACAAACUGAGACAGAAGUACGAUGAACUGCCAGGCUUAUCGUUUGCAGAAAUCUCUGUAUCAAUUUGCUUCUUAAUAUUGUUAACACUUUGGAUAACGAGAGAUCCUUAUGUUGUUUCUGGUUUCGGAGCUCUUUUCAAAACAGGAUAUGUAACAGAUACAACAAGCGCAAUGUUGGUUGCAAUCAUAUUAUUUGCCGUCCCGAUUCAAAAGCCAAAUUUCUUUGGAAAAACGGAGAAUAUCGAAACAUUACUGGAUUGGAAAACAAUGCAAGCAAAAUUUCCAUGGAGUGUUGUACUGCUACUUGGAGGUGGCUUUGCAAUGGCUGCCGGUGUCAAGGAAUCGAACCUAAGUUAUCGUGUUGGAGAAAUGAUGCAAUUACUACAAAUGUUCCCAGUUAAUGUUAUUAUGGCAAUUUGCAUAUUUAUCACCAUAUUCCUAACAAAUAUUUGCAGUAACACAGUAACAGCAUCCAUCUUCAUUCCCAUUGUAGCAGAAUUAGCGAAAUCAUUGGAAAUUCAUCCACUUUAUUUUAUGAUUCCUACCGCUCUUGCGUCUUCAAUGGCUUUCAGUUUGCCUGUGGCAACUCCACCAAAUGCAAUCAUUUUCGCCUCAGGUUUAUUACGUGUCAAAGAUAUGUUAUUGGCUGGAACAUUGGCCACUAUCGAAUGUGGUUUAUUAGCAAUACUGUUUAUGAUGACUUGGGCAACAUACCUAUUCGAGCUGGACAAAUUCCCUCUCUGGGCCUACACUCCGGCAGAACUAGUAUACCGGAACCAUACCUUAUUUGAUUUACUGACCAAUGCAACUGCCAAAUAG
Molecule: messenger RNA, 1755 nt
Organism: Brugia malayi
Lineage: Eukaryota; Metazoa; Nematoda; Chromadorea; Rhabditida; Onchocercidae
Gene: Bma-nac-1
Exons: 16
Coding region: 1-1755 (584 amino acids)
Biological process (GO): monoatomic anion transmembrane transport; citrate transport
Cellular component (GO): membrane
Molecular function (GO): succinate transmembrane transporter activity; citrate transmembrane transporter activity
Source: RefSeq, a predicted model, not a curated record